This is a messenger RNA of Onychomys torridus (southern grasshopper mouse), 11360 nucleotides long. It is a transcript of the gene Psd3, whose product is annotated as pleckstrin and Sec7 domain containing 3. Gene Ontology annotation, biological process: regulation of ARF protein signal transduction. Bases 406 to 3480 code for a protein of 1024 amino acids. The record is from RefSeq and is a predicted model, not a curated record. Gene Ontology annotation, molecular function: phospholipid binding; guanyl-nucleotide exchange factor activity; protein binding. NCBI's taxonomy places the organism in Eukaryota, Metazoa, Chordata, Mammalia, Rodentia, Cricetidae. The transcript is spliced from 16 exons.
UCCUGCUGCUGCACUGGGGGAAUGGUUACAUUAAAGCUAACUCCCGCAUCUCAGUCAUCUCCUUGGAAGUAGUUUUCACAAUUAUAGAAAAGCCCUACAGUGGCUGUUUUCGGUAAGCUACCAAGGUAGAGAGCGACUGAGGCUGAGCACAGCAGGAGAGCAGACUGCUCUGCCUUUGUGAGGGGCUGAGGCUGCAGUUCCUGGGCUCGGCUCGGCUCUGGUUCCAAGUCUCAAAGUGCUUCCAUUUACAUCACCGUGUGCAGUGCAGGGCAAGAGGGGCCUCCAGGAAAUUUGAAACUAAUUUGCUUCCAGUUGACUAGAACAGCACAUUUUGCAUUAGCUUGCUUCUCUCUCGUUAACUUUUCUCAAGCGUUAAACUGAUGAACUGGGCAUUUUCUAUGAUCAAUGGGUAACUGCUGGAGCUACAGUAAUCUCUUUUACAGAGCUUCUGCUGAGACUGACUGGCAUGGCGAUCAUGGAGGAAGCACUUUACUCCCACCGACUGUCACAAAUGAAUUUCCAGAAUAUGGGACCAUGGAAGAAGGAGGAGGAGGAGAAGGCCUGAGAGCCUCUCUAGACUUUGAUACAAAGUCUCUGCCAUGCCACCCUCCAGAGCAUCAGGAUGUCCAUCUUCUUACUGGACAAGCCUCUACGCUCAACAGUGUUACAGAAGGACCAAAUAAUGCCCCUCAGUGUCACCCUCAGGAACAAAGUUUACAACCCAUUGACUCUUUAAUCUCUGCUCUGAAAGCUACAGAAGCCAGAAUAGCUUCAGGAACAUUUCAGGCUACAAAGGUACUGGACAAAGAUGCUAAGUUGUCAGGUCAGCAGGUGGAUAAAGAACUGAGUACUGCCAGUCAUAAGCCGCAGAGAGCCCAUAGAACAUUCCCUGCUGGCCCAGGCAAAUCACCAGGCUUACCUCUUUCAGUGGAAGUACCAGCAGAGGGAGAUUUUUCUUUGAGCAUCCAGGAGGAUCUGACUGCACUCUUACCUGAAGAAGCUCAGACAGAACUGUCCCAGAUAACUAAUUACAGGAAACAAGGGCCUCUCUGUGUGCAGGAACCAGUAUGUCCCAUGCCUUCCCUGCGGAGCUCAACAGGGAGCCAGAACCCUGUAGGCAGAGUUGGUGUUUUGAAAGAUCAGAGGUCUGACCUUGGAAGAGCGCACCCUAGAGGAUGUGAUUCGGGUGGCUUCCUGGGCCGCCAAGGCCGGAUCAAACACGUAGAGUUUCAAGGAGUAGAGAUACUGUGGACAGGAGAGAAGGCGGAGACCCAGCAUCCCAUGGGCUUUGAGAAAUCACCGGAAAGGACAGCCUCUCCUGUGAGCAAGGAGUUUGCCAAAGGGCCAAGCUAUUCCAGCUCCACGGCUGGUUUGUGCAGCAAUUCUGUGAAUUUAACUGGAAGUGUUAGGGAUGAAACCUGGAAAGUUCCUUCAGCAAGGCCUGGCACGAGCUUGGGGACACUGUCCCCCGUUCCACUUGCCGAGAGUGGAGAGGAUGAAGUCUUCCUGCAGGAAAGCAAAGAGCACCUUGAGGAGAACCUUGAUGCCCAGGGAGACAAAGACAGGUUUCUCGAACAAGAGGAGCACCUUAGGGGAGGAGAUGAUGAUAUUCUUGGGCCCGGAUAUACGGAGGACUCCACUGAUGUAUACAGCAGCCAAUUUGAAACCAUUUUGGACAACACUUCCUUAUACUACAGUGCAGAGUCAUUAGAGACACUGUACUCAGAACCUGAUAGCUAUUUUAGCUUUGAAAUGCCGCUUACGCCAAUGAUACAGCAGCGCAUUAAAGAAGGUGGUCAGUUCUUGGAGAGGACCUCUGUGGGAGGACAUCAGGAUGUCCUGAGUGUGUCAGCAGAUGGUGGGAUAGUGAUGGGCUAUUCUACCGAGAUCAGCAAUGGACUACAUGAUUCUACCAACUCUGUCUACAGGAAAGGCCCUCAAGAGAUUGCCUACUGGGGAAGUGGUGGCCAUAGCCAUGCAGAGGUGAAAGCACGACCAGAUGCUCAUUCUGAAAUGGGGAGCACUGAAAUUCUGGAAAAAGAGACCACAGAAAGUCUCAGUAACGGUACUCACAGCAACGUGGAAGCAGCGAAACGAUUGGCCAAACGCUUGUAUCAUCUAGACAGGUUCAAAAGAUCAGACGUCGCAAAACAUCUAGGCAAAAACAAUGACUUUAGUAAGCUUGUUGCGGAAGAGUAUCUGAAGUUUUUUGAUUUCACAGGGAUGACGCUGGAUCAGUCUCUCAGGUAUUUCUUUAAAGCAUUUUCUCUUGUGGGAGAAACACAGGAGCGUGAGAGAGUAUUAAUACAUUUCUCCAAUAGAUAUUUUUAUUGUAAUCCAGACACUAUCACCUCACAAGAUGGAGUCCACUGCCUCACCUGUGCUAUGAUGCUCCUCAACACAGACCUGCAUGGCCAUAAUAUUGGAAAGAAGAUGACCUGCCAAGAGUUCAUUACAAAUCUCCAAGGAGUAAAUGAAGGUGUGGAUUUCUCCAAGGAUCUUCUGAAAGCCCUGUACAAUUCAAUCAAGAACGAGAAGCUUGAAUGGGCAGUAGAUGAUGAAGAGAAAAAGAAAUCUCCCUCAGAAGGUCCUGAUGAGAAGGCUAAUGGAACGCACCCAAAGACCAUCAGUCGUAUUGGGAGUACAACUAACCCAUUUUUGGACAUUCCUCAUGACCCAAAUGCUGCUGUAUACAAGAGUGGAUUUUUGGCUCGCAAAAUCCAUGCAGAUAUGGAUGGAAAGAAGACUCCAAGAGGAAAGCGAGGAUGGAAAACCUUCUAUGCUGUCCUGAAGGGAACAGUUCUUUACUUACAAAAGGAUGAAUAUAAACCCGAGAAGGCUUUGUCGGAAGAAGACUUGAAAAACGCAGUGAGUGUGCACCACGCCCUAGCAUCCAAGGCCACUGACUAUGAGAAGAAGCCAAACGUGUUUAAACUCAAGACUGCUGACUGGAGGGUCUUGCUUUUCCAAACCCAGAGUCCAGAGGAAAUGCAAGGGUGGAUAAGCAAAAUUAACUGUGUUGCAGCUGUAUUUUCUGCACCACCAUUCCCAGCAGCCAUUGGCUCUCAGAAGAAGUUUAGCCGCCCACUUCUGCCAGCCACCACCACAAAAUUAUCCCAGGAGGAACAGCUGAAAUCCCAUGAAAGCAAGCUGAAGCAGAUCACCACUGAGCUGGCUGAGCAUCGCUCAUAUCCCCCAGACAAGAAGGUCAAAGCCAAGGAUGUCGAUGAAUACAAGCUCAAAGACCACUAUCUGGAGUUUGAGAAAACCCGCUAUGAAAUUUAUGUCAACAUCCUGAAGGAAGGAGGCAAGGAGCUCCUGAGUACUGAGGGAAACGAGGCAGUGGGACUAAAGAAGUCACAUUCAAGUCCUUCCCUGAACCCAGAUGCAUCUCCAGUCACUGCCAAGGUCAAGCGUAACGUGUCAGAGAGGAAGGACCACCGACCUGAGACACCCGGCAUUAAGCAAAAAGUUACUUAGAGUCCAACCACGGCCAGGAAGUGCUGGUCAUGGAGCAAAAAAGAGUUUUUCAAGAUCUCUCUGGUAAUCCGUGAAUAUAUUUAAAACAAAUAGUCUGUGACUAAAUGGUGCAUUAGUAACCUUUUAUAUUGUAUAUUUUUGUUAGUUUCUGUACAGGUGUCUUUGCUCUUGAGUUUUUUUCUUGCUUUGAUGAUUUGGGCAACUUUAUAACUAAUGCACCUUUUGUGAGGGGCAGAGGAUUACAGAUCCUUUCUCCUUCAGCUUCCUCUUAUUUGCACUUCUGCACAGUUAUUUUAUGUCUUCCCAAUCAACCAUUGUACUUUUUUUUUAGGUUUAAAUUUUUAAUCCAUUGUGAAAUACGUAACUGGACAAGCAUUGUGCUUUAGGAAAUCCUAGACUUUACAUGUGAAAUCCUGCCCAGUCACGGAGGUGAAGUUGAAUGCUUAUAGAUGCUCACAUAAAAAAACGGCAGUGCUGGGCGUCAGGGUGUCCGAGGGUGGGGCGCUUCUGCAUUCAUCCUGGCACCUGUUGUUCAGUGCUGGACACAGGCAAAGGGGAACAUAAAGAUGACAGGACUGGAGGGAGACCUUAGGGAGGCACCCAAGUCUGCCUCAGGUGUGGAUGCCAUUCCAGCCACGCAAGGAAAAGCAGAGGUGGAGUCAUCUUGCCCGAAGGGAUGCCGAGGGCGGGGUGAUGCCAAGCUACUUCUGUUUUCUAAGGGCGGUGGCAGUGAUCAGCCUUGGGGAGCUGGGAGCUGCGGCAGCAGGGUGUGUGGUGUUCUGUCGGAAUGGGUUACCUCACUCCUAUGGGGUCUGAACUAGGAAUCAGAAUCAUCUCUGUCACUGAUACCCUUCCAUCCAGGAAUAGAUUCAUUUUUGCAUAGAUAUGCAGGCACAAAUCCUGUCCUGGUUGAAACAAAACAGUGUGGAAAAUGAGGUCCCCCCCUUUUUUUCUUUCCUACAUUAGGACAAAAAAGGAGCAAGCACAACUGCAAGGGACAGUGACCCUUCAGACUCAGUCUGAGGUCAGUCUGAUCAUGGAGACUGAAGAUGGAGGAAUCUGAUGACAUGUGUGCAGUUUCUUAGCGUAGUCAUAUCUCCAUCUCUAGAGCCAUCUUACUCUGCCACUAUUAAGAUUGCUCCUGAAAUUAUUUGUAUAUGUUUGAUUUCAUUCUUUGUAUGUAUUCAAAAUGGUUUCACCUUAGAGUCAAACAGUCCUUUUAAAAUUCAAGGAAUUAACUAGAAUAUUGCCUGUAGAGGAAGAGAAAGGCUUAUAAAAGGUGAGCUUCCUCUAUGGCUGAAGACUCAGGUUUCCAACCUUGAAACUGUAUUCUCUAAAACUACUAUCUUCCCAACACAGAUUUUCAAAACUAGCAGGAUGACAUUUGAAUAUUCUUUGUCCUUAGACAUCUUCUCUAUUUCUACUUGGUUAGUUGAAGGUACUAUGACCAGAGAAUCAGCUGCUCUUGCAUGAAUAGCAUGAUUCCAGUAAGUUAGAGAAAGCCUGUUAGAAAUCAUGGUAGUUUAUAGAGAUAUAUCAUUAGGAUAUACUAGCAUUUAGUUACAGGAUUAAGUAUUAACCUGUACUUCUUUUCACCUCUGUACAUGUCUAUCUUGCUUGUGCCCAGGAACAGUAACUCCCCUCCAAACUAGCUGCUUGUUUCAUGGUAUUUUGCUAUACUAUUGAAAAACUUCCUUUAAUUUCUAUCUUGUUUAAGUAAAGGCAAUUGACUUAAUUUAUAUUUUAGAACCAUGAAGCUAACAUGGGUAGUUACCAUUGUGGUUCAUGUACCUGAACUAUUUCAUAGCUUCCUAUUGAAUUCAAUAUUUACUGAGCAAGUUGCCUUUCUUCUGGGUGAAUUAUCACUGUCUGCUUUUUGCCUAAGUAUUUAUAGUCCCUGAAGGGAAAAAGGUACCAAGACCUUUGAGUCUUGAGCAUCACCUUUGAGCAUCAGUAGCUGAAGAACAGUUAACAUGUUUGAAUGUGUUUGUCUACAGAGCGUGUCUAUAUGUGUAUAGAAUGUUUGUGUGUAUUUGCCUAAAGUAUCUAAUUCAAUGAAUGGUACCUUGCUCUAGAGUUUCUGGCAUGGAGAAUAGUCUGAGAAUACCCCUAGCAUCAGCACUGCCACUAUUUCUAUUACAGGACUCACUAGUGUUGGCUCCAGAACUUAUGGCCAUGCUUAUAGAUAAUCAGAUGACGAAGACACUUUUGAAGCUGUGGGCUACCAUGUGGGCAUUAUUUAUCUUGAAAAAUAACUAUAACAUUCUUCUGUGAGGUGAAUCCCAGUCUGCCCUAAUGUAAUGCUGUCCAUCUUCAGGUGAUAGGCUUAAAAUGUGUCUUCCCUGAGGCUUCUGGAAGGAUGUUGCCUGCUAAGAAUGCACAGCAGGCUAUGUUUAUCCUGCGGUAGGAAACACCUCUGAUCUGAUGGAACUCUGAGAGUCUGGUCCAUAGCCAAUCCCAUUUCCCCCAAGUAUUGAGUCAUAAGAAAUGGAAGGUGGUCCUUAGUACAGCUACUCUAAGCCUGCUGGCCAGUGCACGGUACAGGGGGCUCUCCUCCCCCUCCUUUCCAUGGUACUUCAUCCUACCCCAUCUAUAUCUACUUUCAUCCCUACCUCAGUGCCCUGGAGCCUUGGAGUUCUUCUCCAUAUGAUAAAAUAGCAUCUAUUUUAAGCAUACCCUUAAUAAUGACUUUCAGUGUAGAAAAUCUCACAUCAUCAAAAGACUUUUAUGAUAGUCUUAUUGCAAACUGACCCUGCAUAAAAUCUGUGUGUAUUGUGGGGUUCACCCUACCUCACAUGCUGACUUCUAAAAAGGUUUGCUAGGAACUCGAUUUUAGAAAUUAAAAUCUAGUUAUUUCCACUCAGAGUCCUUAUUUUAUUGGUAUAUCAUUGGCAUUACUGAAAUGUACUUUUAAAAAAUACAUCAUUUACCUAACUCCUAGAAAUGUCUAAUUAAGCCAAAUUUUACUUAUAUACAUUUCAGUUAAUCACAGUGAAUCAGGCAUGUGGGGGAGUGCUCUGGUAGAAAUAGUUUAUAGAUUAUAUGUUCCUUUUUAAAAUUGCUCUUAGGUAAAUAAGAUAGAGCCAUUUUCUCAUGCCACGAUCUUGUGAGGUUUGUAGGGCACUCUCUGCCCCUCUCAUCUGUUCCCCUCACCCUGAAGAUGAAACUAUUUUCAGGAAAAUGGAAUGUGAGGGAAUUGAUUCUGGAAGAGGAAAAUCUGGCCGGAUUUUCAAGGCCCAGCUAGGUUUGUGUUAUAAUCUGCUUGGGAAGUUGAGUGCAGGAAGUUACACCUUUGCCUUCUGCCCUUUACUCUAUAAAGAGCAAGGAUGAAGGGCCAAGCUCAGAAAUAAGGAAGGACGGCCUGAGAUGCACAUCUUGUCUGCCCUGUUGAUUAGAAGUCAGUUUCUCCUUUGUUUUCCCAAAUGAGAGACCUUAGAUGAAGUCAGCUGUAUAUGGAAUUUUAAUUCUUUGCUACUUUUUCUAGUAGUUACCAGUUAAGUCUCACUUGGCAUUUAGUUUCUUAGUUUCAAACUUCCAGGGUUUGUGCUUUAGCUUUUGUGAAUGCAAGAUUUUAUCAGGUCAGUAGCCACCUUCCUGGUUUUGUCAGAGAAUACCUUCGUUAAGUUCAGGUGACAGUGUGUUCUUCUCUUAUAAAGCUCACACUAGAGCCAAAGUCGAACUGUAGUAUCAGUUAAACCUAGACUCUGGUUCAAGAUUAUGCUUUUGCUUCAGAGCAUCUGUGUCACUCAUAGAAACAGACGAGUCAGUUUUGUAGGCAGAGGAUCUCCCUUGCUCCAGGGCCUCUUACUUCAUUCCCCAAGCCAGGCUGCUGGUGAUCCUCUAGAGCAGCAGAAAUCCCCCACUCGCUUUUGACAUCUGCUGUCAUCAUGCCAUCCAGAGGACUUUAUCAGUCCACAUAAAAUAAUCCAUGAUCUGUUGUAGAGGUACUUGUCACUGCAUUGCCCUUCAGAUUCCUUUCCAUCCUUCACUCUUCACAGGCUGACAUCUGAUGUCAAUCUCAUUCUGCAUCUGUAGAAUGGGCAUCUUAGGUCAGUCAGCUCAUGCAUGUGGGAAGAAUAUCAGUAAAUACUUGAAUCUGCAUGGCAGUUUGCUGAUUGUGUGCAAGAGCAAGGGAUACAGCCAGUUACUUGUACAUACAGUAAGUUUCCUUAGGUCUUGUGGGCACUUCUUUGUAAUUUAUAUGUGUAUCUGUUGUACUAAAGUAUUUGGGGAAAUAUUUGUAUAGAUAGUAUGUCACAUGUCAAAGGAAAUGCUUUCUGUCACCCACUAAUGUUGUAUUUGUGGGUAUUUAUAUAUGUUGUAUGUAUCUAUGUGCAUCAGUGUGUAGAUUGUGUAUCAGUAUAUGGUAUAUGUAUGUUGAAAUUAUUUUUGUCUUUAACAACCAGUAUAAUAUGAAAAGAACGUUUAAAAACCUCAUAGGAAUGAUUAUAUAGUACAGUUGUUGAGAGUUCAUAUAGUGGUAUUGUUUUAUUAAUCUUAAAUUCAAAUGAUAUUUUGAUUAAAUUUUUUAAAAAGACUUUACAAUAGAAAAUUCCAUCUUUAAGCUUUGAAUUACCAGGGCACAAAUGACUUUGAACUAAACUUGUGACUCUAUUGAAGUGUACAGUGUGCAAUACAGUAAGAACUCACUAUAAUUUGGGAAAUACAGAAGAAGUGAGGGGAAAGCCAGCCUGGGAAGUCUUAGCAACUUUAGUAUUAAGAGCACUUAAAGUUGAGCUGAUAACUUUGGGCUUAUUACAAAAUGUGAUGCUUUUGAGCUCACGUUCUUUAUUGUUGUAAUUAGUCCAGAAAAACACAUAGCUUUCUGAAGAACUAAAUAAGUACCCAGUGUAUCCUUUAUGUACCAGUGUAUAUUUUAGAGUAGUUCACACACUCUCUCCUGGUGCCACAUCCUUACCCUCUUUGUUAUAAAGGAGUACCACAGACGAUCCUGAAGUCUACCAGGGCAUUCCCAAGAUCGGGUACUGUAGUCCAGGUUCGAAAUGGCACAGAUUCACAGCUAGUGUCACAGGUAAAGGACGUUAGGAACAAGUUAAAACUUUAUUUAGUAUUUUUAUACUUCAGUCUCUUUUUCCUGACUCUCCCCAAAGAAGAGCCACUGGCCUUAGUUGUUUGAUGCUAUUGCUCAUAUUAUAAAGUGUAAAUUGUCACUACAGUUUUCUGAGCAGCAUGUUUGGUAUAUUUAAAGCAGUGACUGGGUGUGUUUGAGUGAGUGGCUGGCUGCAGUGUCUUUGUUCAUGUCUGAGUUGGAGAAUUGGAACUGUAGGGUCUGAGACGAUCCUCAGCUCCAGGCUGCAGACCCAUAUUGGUAGUUACACUUGAGUUUUGUUUUUAUUAACUCUUUAGUCUCAAACUAUUUUUGCAAAUAUAUAUUUCCCAAUUUGUUCUUUAUGUGUGGUGGGCUGGCUCUGUGGCUGAUCAGCAGGGCUUCUGCAAGAAUAUUUCCUCCUAAGAAUUACUUGUGAUUUGCAGAAAACAGCCAUUUGAUUCAGAAAUCACACAGAAAAUGAGUAGUAGAAAUAAGGUAUAUUUUAGGCCAUAGUUACUUGAAAUGUUUGGAUUUUAAUAUAAAGCCAUGGAAGUUGUAAAGCCAAGUAACCAUUUGACAUGGAUAAUAAUAGUCACUCUAGAGAGUAUAUAUGCACAUUGAAUUUUUAUGUCAUUAGGAUACUUUUUUAAACUUUAGAAAUAAGAGUAAUUAGACCAAAUUGAAGUGGAGAGGUAAGCUGACUGUUUCCCACUCGGGGUAGCCAUGUAUGUGUUAAAUCCUUUCCUAAGAGAUUCACUGAUUAACUGCCCCCUUAAGUGUUUAAAGAGAAAAUUGAUAUGCCUAUGACCUCAUCUGUACACACACACACAUACAUGUACACACACACACACACAGAGAGAGAGAGAGAUUUUAAGGUAUACCUUAAGUAUGACCUUAAGAUACUGAAGGCCAGAGUAUUCUAAAGAGAUGAUAAAUGAAGACACUGUGAACUGUAUCACAGAUGUGUUCCAAGAACCAGGGAAGACUGAUGGAGCACUGGGGUUUGACUUUGAGAGGCAUUACAUUUUUAAUAGAGAAAUGGGCAUACAUGCCAUGCCCUUCCUGGUGGACCACCAACUUGAAGGCAUCCUUGUGACUCAUAGGCAGUGACUCUCCAGCAUCCCCCACCGGCACUCUGCAGAUCGUUCAUUGAAGAGGGGAGUGUAAAUGGAGAAGCCAUAUUACAUUCAGAGCCCCAAGUGUGGAUUGCCUGCCCUGGCUUCUCAGCUGUAGGUGAGAGAGCUCGUACUGGAGUGUGCUGAACAGCUGAACCCUUAUCCAUAGGCCAGGAUCUUCAGGAGAAAUAGAGGUAGGAACCCAAAUACAGUGUCCUUUUGCAGGGGAGAGUUCAGCUCUCACCAGCAGUAACAUGAAAAUGAGCACCUUGACUUUAAUUCCUGAAAGCACUGGCGACUGGAGAGAACUUUGGAGCGCCACUUAGCGUUUCCCCCAUCAGUCUGUGUAAGCGUUCAGAUCCACCCACAAGUCCCAGCCACAAGGCUCCAUGAAGGACUACACAGCAGGUCUGAGGCACUGCUCUGAGCCCUUACCCCGGGCAGUGGAGAGCAGGGUGAUUUUCCUAUGCUGGAGCUUCUCCUUGGCCUUCUACUCCACUCGGGCUUCUGCUCAGCAGCAGGUAUAUCCUGGGUUCCGGAUAUAGGAAUCCAGCCGUCCCAGUGGCUUGACCCUGCUUAGGCAAGAUAUCAGCUCUGAGAGCAACUUAGUCAUGGAGGAAGACACAUAGGGUGAAAAGAUCCUCAGCUUGACGUAAGAUUGCAUUUGGUCUUUUCUAGAAACAGAUGGGCACAUUGAGUUCUGUUCAGUGCCAGUUGAUAUCUUCCCCUUUGCUCCCCGAUGUCCAGAAAUGGAUACUAUUUCAUUUCGGUGGGAAGGGUCAAGAAACAUAAAAUUGCUCAACAGUGCUCUGUUCACGUGAAAGUUGUUGAGCAAAGGCCGACAUGCCUCCCUGCACUCUCUUCUACCUCAAGUUUUUGGAAUUCACUUCUGGAACAGAAAUUUAGACAAGGGAAGAGCCCAUGUUGUCAGCCUCGGGAACUGUGGGAUGCACAUAAGGGUGGCAGUUUGUAUCUGUUAAUAUAAAACAGGAGCUGGGCUUUUACAGCCUCCUCACUGGUUUCUGUUUCCUGUGGCUCCAACUGAUUGGCAGUGUAUAACAUUACUUUUCCUCCAAAGUUUUCUCCACCAGUCCUUUCUGUGACACCGCAGCCCUGGUGUCAUAUACCCCUGCACCUUACAAAAGUAAUUAGUGACCAAAUAGUAGCCUCCCCUUUUCAGUGGCCAAACUGUCAGCUUCAGCAGACCUGGGAAAGCUAGUGGUACCACACCAUGUACUGAAAACCUGUUCCUUAUCGCAUACCAGACUCAAGAAAUGCCACUUCCAAAUUGUGGCGUUCGUGGUGGUAGUCUUUUGAAUGGAACAGUAAUUUAUGUGCAUAUUGUUAAAGUGUUUAAAGAAUAUUUUGAAAAUUAAGUUUACAUUUUACAACUGCUUUAUUUUUAUUGAAAUAACUGUAUAUAAAUAUUACCCUAUUUCACUGUUAAGUAAACCUAGACCUUGUAGACAAGUGGGUCAACUGUAUAGAAGCUGUGGUGUCUACAGUACAUUUCUCUAUUGUGUAAAUGGCCGUGAAUAGAAAUGCCCCUGUGUUUUUAUAAGUUGAGGGUAUUUUGUUGUUUUACAACAACAAAAUUUAUUGCAUUUGAAAUGGUUUUUAUGUAAUAGAAAUCAUACAAACAGUGAAGGAUUAUAAUAUGGUAUAUGUAAAUGUACAAACUUUAGAAAGAAAUAAAUACAACAAAUUCAACCAUU